Molecule: messenger RNA, 219 nt
Organism: Acaulospora colombiana
Lineage: Eukaryota; Fungi; Glomeromycota; Glomeromycetes; Diversisporales; Acaulosporaceae
Source: the annotation of a GenBank genome assembly
UCUUAUCAGGUUUUGCUUGUCCAGAAGCACAUGGUUUAUGUGGCAAAUGCGGUAAGGAGCAAACUUGUCGAAAAGGAUUAUGCAGCUGUCUCCAUGGCAAAACACUUUGUGGUCUUGCCUGCCUUGACACCCAAAAUGAUAGAAAUAACUGUGGAGGUUGCCAUAACGCUGUGGCAACAGAAAAACUCUUCUUUCCAGGUGCCUCCAUCCUUGAAGUGA